Wyeomyia smithii (pitcher-plant mosquito) is the source of this 2257-nucleotide messenger RNA. RefSeq names its product syntaxin-10. Bases 391 to 1365 code for a protein of 324 amino acids. The transcript is spliced from 5 exons. Lineage: Eukaryota; Metazoa; Arthropoda; Insecta; Diptera; Culicidae. The record is from RefSeq and is a predicted model, not a curated record. Gene Ontology annotation, cellular component: membrane. Gene Ontology annotation, biological process: Golgi vesicle transport.
UCAGUAUUUGUGAGAGAUGCUCAGUGUAGUUAUGCCUACGUGAAAAAGGAUGCGAGAAAAUUGUUACACAUUUUUAGCUUUCUGUAAAAAACAGUGAAAAAUAAUAUAAACUUCAUACAUUAUUGAGUUCAACGAAAAUCUGUCGUGAAUACAGUUUAUAAAUCACUUUUUGUGUUUAACUCAAAUUAUUCAGGCUAGACGUAAUCAAUUUUUUCAGCUUUUCAUAGUUGGAGAUAAAUCAUGCAACAUAUAUCCUUUUUGCUGCCAAGAAACCAUCGCGGUAUGAAUUAGGAGCGAAGCAGAGUACAAAAUUUUCUUUCGGAAAAUUGCUUUGCAUGCGUAGUAUAUGCAUGGUGAAAGCAGUAUUUGGAAUACAUCUACCGAUAAAUUAUGAUGGAAGAUCCAUUUUUCGUAGUGAAAGACGAAGUAUUCAAGGCAUUGAAUAAGACACGUGGAUUAUACCUUAGGUGGCGCGAACUUAAUGAUGCUCAAUCUGAUGAUACCAUCGCAGAAGCUGAUUGGACCACCACUGAACUAAAAAAUUCACUGAGGAGUAUUGAAUGGGAUCUCGAAGACCUAGAAGAUACGAUAAGCAUUGUAGAGAAAAAUCCUAACAAAUUCAAAAUCGACAACAAGGAGCUUUCUAGCAGACGACAUUUCAUCGAUGCCACUCGCAAUGAGGUGAAAUCGAUGAAAGAUCGCAUGAGUAUCAAUCGUAACCGUGACCGAGACAUAACUGCGCGACAGCCGCUACUGGACAAUUGCGAUAACGGGUCACCACAGAACCAGACUAACAAAAAUUUCAUCAAUAAUAAUUGCAUAAUUGGCAACGAUAGUAACGGGGCGCAUAUUAGUGGUGGGAUUAGCUGUCAUUUAAACAACAACAAUCUUAACCUAACUGGUACAGGGAAGCACUUAAUUAGUUCUGCUGGAGCAGCAAUGGCGGCAUCACGACAUAGUGGAACUAAGUAUUCCAAAUUAGAAAACAACUUAGAUGACAGCCCGUCACACUAUGCAUCAUCUUCGUCUGCAGUAUUAGACAGCGGAUCGAAUAGGUUUAUCGAAGAUACGUUUGCCACUCAGCAAAGGAUAUUAGCCACACAGGAUGAACAGCUAGAUGUGAUCAGUGAUUCGAUUGGUACGCUGAAAACGGUCUCACGACAAAUCGGAAUCGAAUUAGAUGAACAGGCAGUGAUGCUGGAUGAAUUCGGGAACGAACUUGAACAAACCGAAUCGAAGUUAGAUUCCACAAUGAAGAAAGUGGCCAAAGUACUACAUAUGACAAAUGACCGCCGCCAAUGGAUGGCAAUUGUAGUUCUUUCAAUCACACUGGUAGUUGUAAUAAUAUUUUACAUCAUACUUUAGAUUGGAAAAGCCUCGAAACAAAAGCAAAAAGAUUACAAAGAUGUCAUAAAAAGAUGCAGCUAAAAACAUUUUACACCGCACAUAAAUAGGCAUCAUUAAUGGCUAUACUGCUCUUUGAAGUGUAUAAUUUUAUGUCGUAAUAUUGUGUAGAAAAUGUAUCUAGGAUUUGCGCAAAGGGCUGUGAAACUAACAAAUGUGUACGGUCAUCCGUCUCUGCAGUCGUAAAUUGUGUUUUUCGAAAUUAAAGAAUACCCCCUUGCGUUAUGUAAAUGAAUUUUGCAAGUAUUGUAAAUUGUAGCUGCUAGUUGACAAAUUUCUAGUCAGUAAAUCAACUGAAAAAUAAAGUCGAUUGUAAAUAUAAUUACAAAGUAUGCAAGUUUGUUAUAGGUCGUACACAUAGCAUAGGGAUUCAAAUAUGACGCUCAUAAUAAAAAUCUAUUUUGAUUAUCUGCGAUUAAAGUAGGAUGUAACUUCAUGUAAGCAGUAAUCGAAUUGAAUAUGUUAAAUUAUGUUUCCAUUGAAAAGAGCCGAUUAGAAAAUUAGUGUGGGUUUUAAAAAGGUGUGCACUUUUUUACUAAGUGUUCAAUAUAUCAUUCCAAAUAUUACCCCAUUAAUCUCAGUUAGUCUAUCUUUAUAAGAACAGGAAAAAAUAGAUUAUACUUUCACCAUUUGUAUUUAAUUAAAGAAUAGCAAACGAAUAAAAAAUUAAAAUAACCUCAAAAACCUAAAAUUUAUCCACAUUUUAAAGAAGGUUGAGUGGCAAACGUUAAUAAUGCGACCACGAAGAAAAAGGAAUCACGAAAAAAUGGGAAGAGUAAAUUAGAUAAAAAUUUAGAAUUUACUUCAUUGAACCGUGGGAAUAUAUAUUAUGCAUGCUGUGAAAUUCCUUAAA